AUGGACCGUAUCGACUCGUCGUCAGACGCGAAACCCUCGGCGUGGUUUCCGGCGCCGGACCUUACGUCCAACUUCCUCGACGACGAGGAAGCAUUUGACAAGGCAAUGCGUCACAACAUGAAGUUUACCAUGGCCGACGCCCUCGAGAUCUACGGCGAGCUCCAGUCCCCAGACUUUCGCGAGGCCCUUGGACCACUCGCUGACCUUCGCCGCGAGAUCGACGUCGACUUUCCGUUCCAGAUCCCGGGUCCGCCGGUCGAUGAAUCCGAAGGCAUUACGCUCGGCGCUCCGUCGCAGCAAGAGUAG
Messenger RNA from Saprolegnia parasitica CBS 223.65, 306 nucleotides. RefSeq lists its product as hypothetical. NCBI's taxonomy places the organism in Eukaryota, Oomycota, Saprolegniomycetes, Saprolegniales, Saprolegniaceae. The transcript is spliced from 2 exons. The coding region runs from base 1 to 306 and encodes 101 amino acids. The record is from RefSeq and is a predicted model, not a curated record.